GCUUUGUUUCCGUCUAUACUCUUUUGGCCUUUUAUAAGCUUCGCUUUUUGCAUUGUAUUCCCCACAGUUCCCGCACUCACACCCCAACUCUUCCUCUUCUUCAUCUUCUUCUUCCAUCGAAACUCAGCCACGCAUACCCACUUUUCUGCUUCUCUAUUUUUUUUUUUAUUUUUUCUCUGUAUUUUCCAUCUGCGAUCAUGGGCGGCCUUGAAACUGAAAGAACCAUAAAAGGUUGGGCAGCAAGAGACUCAUCUGGGAUUCUUUCACCCUAUACAUACACUCUUAGGAACACAGGACCAGAAGAUGUAUACCUCAAAGUCACUUUCUGUGGAGUUUGCCACACUGAUCUUCACCAGGCCAAAAAUGAUCUUGGAAUGUCCCACUACCCCAUGGUUCCUGGGCACGAAGUGGUUGGUGAGGUUGUGGAAGUUGGAUCGGAGGUUACAAAGUUCAAAGCAGGAGACACAGUGGGUGUGGGAUGCACUGUGGGUUGCUGCAGAAACUGCCAUCCAUGCAAAACCGACAACGAGCAGUACUGCAGCAAAAAAAUCUGGUCCUAUAACGAUGUCUAUACCGACGGAAAACCCACUCAAGGAGGGUUUGCCGAAGCCAUGGUCGUCCAUCAAAAGUUUGUGGUGAAGAUUUCCGAUGGAUUGGUGCCGGAACAAGCGGCGCCGCUACUUUGCGCUGGAGUGACAGUUUACAGUCCACUGACUCAUUUUGGGCUGAAACAGAGUGGAUUGAAAGGAGCAAUAUUGGGUCUUGGAGGUGUUGGACAUAUGGGGGUGUUAAUAGCAAAAGCAAUGGGACACCAUGUGACUGUGAUAAGCUCUUCUGAGAAGAAGAAAGUGGAAGCUCUUGAACAUCUUGGUGCUGAUGAUUACCUGGUCAGCUCGGACACCACUCGCAUGCAACAAGCUGCUGAUUCAUUCGAUUACGUUAUUGAUACAGUCCCUGUUUUCCACCCCCUUGAGCCUUACCUUUCUUUGUUGAAGCUCGAUGGGAAGCUGAUCUUGAUGGGUGUUAUUAAUACCCCUCUGCAAUUCGUCUCCCCCAUGGUUAUGCUUGGGAGGAGGAUGAUUACUGGGAGUUUUGUGGGAAGCAUGAAAGAACAAGAAGAAAUGCUUGAGUUCUGCAGGGAGAAGAACGUAACUUCCAUGAUUGAAACCAUCAAGAUGGACUAUAUUAAUGAAGCAUUUGAAAGAUUGGAGAAGAACGAUGUUAGAUACAGGUUCGUUGUGGAUGUUGCGGGGAGCAAUCUUUAAUCAAUUAAAGAAAAUAAAUUACAGGAAAUAUAUAUAUAAGUAUAUAUAUAUAUAUAUAUAUAUAUAUUUAUAUACUCAUUAAGUGAAAAAGCUGCAACUUUGUUUCUUUUUUUUUUUUUUUUUUUCCCUUAAUUUCAGAGUGCUCUGGUCUUUCUCUUUUGCUUUUUUACAUUGAAACAGUUUGGGUACUCUAUUUUCUCUGUUUCCUUGGUUUUUUCUUUUUUCUAAUAAAAUGUAGAAGACGUGUUGAACAAA
This is a messenger RNA of Ziziphus jujuba (common jujube), 1520 nucleotides long. RefSeq names its product probable cinnamyl alcohol dehydrogenase. Gene Ontology annotation, biological process: lignin biosynthetic process. The transcript has 5 exons. Lineage: Eukaryota; Viridiplantae; Streptophyta; Magnoliopsida; Rosales; Rhamnaceae. The record is from RefSeq and is a predicted model, not a curated record. Bases 198 to 1265 code for a protein of 355 amino acids. Gene Ontology annotation, molecular function: cinnamyl-alcohol dehydrogenase activity; zinc ion binding.